GAAGAAGUGAUGUCACUUUUGGAUGAAAGUGAUGAAAAUAGAGUUUGUAUGUUGGGAAUUUAUGGAAUUGGUGGGAUUGGCAAAACAACCCUAGCAAAAGCUGUCUAUAAUUCAAUCUUCUACAAUUUUGAAGGUGCUUGUUUUUUGUUUGAUGUUCGAGAAAUAUCAAAGAAAUAUCAAGGUGUUGUUAGCCUUCAACGAACACUACUAUCAGAAAUUCUAGAUGAAAACAAGAUUAAGUUUUGUAGUGUUGACGAAGGAAUAUCAAAAAUAAAACAUCGGCUCUCUCGCAAAAAGAUUCUAUUGGUUCUUGAUGACGUUGAAGAAGUUGAACAGUUAGAACAACUUGCAGGAGGAUGUGAUUGGUUUGGUGGUGGAAGCAAGAUCAUUAUAACAACAAGAAACAAGCAAUUACUAAUUGCAUGCAAUAUUACAAAGACAUAUGAAAUGAAGGAGUUAAAUGAGCGUUACUCUCUUGAGCUUUUUUGUUGGCAUGCAUUUCGAAAGAGCCAACCUCCAAAAGUAUACAAAAGUAUGUCCAUUGGUAUUACACAUUAUGUACGUGGCCUUCCUUUGGCUUUAAAGUUGAUAGGCUCCAAUUUGGCACACAAAGACUUAGAGGAAUGGAGAUAUACAUUGACACAAUAUUAUAAAAUCUCAAGAACAACAAUAUAUGAGAUAUUGAAAGUAAGCUAUGAUUGCUUACAAGAUGAUGCUAAGCGUGUUUUCUUGGACAUUGCUUGUUUCUUUAAAACGGAGACAUUGGAAUUGGUUGAAGAAAUACUAGGAGCUUGUUACUAUGGGACAAGGUUUUAUAUUGAGGUUCUUGUUGAUAAAUCUUUGAUAACUAUUGCUGAUAAUGGUCUCUUGCUGAUGCAUGAUCUAAUACAACAAAUGGGUAAAAAGAUUGUUGAGCAAGAGGCACCCUCAAAUCCUGGUAGACGUAGCAGGUUAUGGUAUUACAAAGAUGUUCUUAAUGUGCUGCGUAAAAAUUUAGGAGAAAAUGAUAUUGAAGGAAUAAUACUUGAUCCACCUGAACAAGAAGAAGUGAAGUGGAAUGGUUUAGCCUUUGAGAAAAUGGAUAAUCUUCGCAUUCUCAUUGUUCGAAAUACCCACUUUUUAACCGGUCCCAGGUAUCGCCCCAACAGUUUGAGAUUGCUUGAUUGGGAGGGAUAUCCUUCUAUGACUUUACCGCCGGAUUUUUCUCCUCCAAAACUAGUUUGCUUCAAGUUAUGUAGAAGUCUUUUCAGAUUUGAAGCGCCAUUCCAGAAGUUUGAAUAUGUGACACAUAUGAAUUUCUCGCGGUGUGAAUUUAUAACAGAAGUACCUGAUAUGUCUCAUUUUCAAAACUUAAAAACAUUAAGCUUUCGCGAAUGUCGCAAUUUGAUCAAAGUUCAUGAUUCAGUGGGAUUUCUUUGCAAGCUAAUCAAAUUAGACGUUGGUAAAUGUACCCAACUUAAAAGCUUUCCAAGUGAAAUCAACAUGCCAUCUCUUGAGAUGCUCGUUCUUACUGAUUGCAAGAGUCUUGACUACUUCCCAAAUAUAGUUGGAAAUACGGAUGCACUUGGAAGUAUUUUUGCAGAUGGUAGCGCUAUGAAAGAGCUUCCAAAUAGCUUAUUCACGCUACAAAAUCUUAGCUUACUUAUGCUGGGAGGCCUUCGAUCUCAUGGUAGAAAAUCUUUGAAGAAACUACUGCAAGAGAGCCAACCAUUUGUCAGUUGCACUAACCUAGAGUGCUUGGAUCUCGGAAACUGCGGCCUAUUGGAUGAAGAUGUUUACCAUACUCUGAAAUGUUUUCAGAAUCUGCAAGACUUGGAUCUAUCAGGAAAUCAUUUUGCAUCACUUGCUGAGUGCAUUAAAGAGUGCGAUGAUCUAAUGAUGCUUGAAAUAAAUAAUUGUAAGAGACUAAGAGACAUACCAGAGUUGCCAUCGGGGUUGCGCCACAUAAAGGCAGAGAAUUGCGCAGCAUUAACAACCGAGUCAAUAAGCCGUUUAUGGUUUCAGGCAAAAACCUUCUUUACUAUGCCAGCAACAACAUUUCCUGAUUGGUUCGACUACUGCUGUGAAGGAGACACAUUGUCUCUUGGUGUUCGUGGGAAAAAUUUCCCUGCUCUUGUCAUUGCAAUUGAAUCGGGCAAAGCUAAGGCAAAAAGGAGUCGUCUCACCUUCCAAGCUUUUAUCAGAAUUAAUGACCGUAAAAUGUCAUGGACAAAUCACGAUGUUCCUUAUGCUCUUGGUCAAAGUAGAGAAUGUGAUGCGUUGGUUUUCUUUGGUAAGCAAGGUCAAGUGAUUUCAUUUGAUUUACUCCAGAAUUAUUUUGAUGAAGAAGAAUUGGAGGAGCUUAGUAAGUUUCUAGAAUUGGGUUGGAAUUAUGUGGAUAUACAAGUUAUGUGUGACUCGCCAAAUAUCUCCAUAAUUAAGAGUGGAGUUUAUGUUGAUAAGCAGCAAACAAGCAUGGAGAAUAUUCGUUUUGUGUCUCCCAGGGCUUUCAUGAAUAAUGCUUCAAGAACUUCACUGAAACGAAAAGUCAUAAGUUCCCCUCUUAAUGAACCAGCGAAGAAGCUCUUGAGACAUUUUAAGGCUACAGAUAAAGGAAAACUCGAUAACACCAAGAAAGGGACCAAUGAGCCUCUAUUUUCUUCUGCAACCACGGCCAUUCGAAUGGCAGCACCAUCAUCGGCUGUCUUCGCCGGCAAAUCCAAGUACAGAUAUGACGUUUUCCUCAGUGUCAGAGGCGAAGAUACUCGCCACUCCUUCACUGUUCAUCUCUACGAUGCUCUGCGUCGGAAGGGAAUCAACGCCUUCAUUGACGACAAGAAGCUUGGGAAAGGGGAGCGGAUCUCACCUACGCUUCUUAUGGCCAUUGAGAAAUCCAGAAUCGCGAUUAUUGUGUUCUCUAGGAAUUAUGCAACUUUCACAUGGUGCCUCAAUGAACUCGCCCGCAUCAUUCGGUGUAAGAAGGAGAAGAACCAACUGGUUAUGCCCGUAUUUUACAAUGUGAAUCCGAUGGAUGUUCAAUAUCAGAGUAACAGCUUUGGAGAUGCCAUGGCUGCUCUGGAAGAUAGGUUCACAGAUGACUUAAAGAAAGUGCGAAAAUGGAGAUCUGCUUUGUCUGAAGCUGCUAGUUUGCCAUCAGCAUGGCUUUUGGGAGAUGGGUGGGCUUCUUUAUAG
Molecule: messenger RNA, 3171 nt
Organism: Neltuma alba
Lineage: Eukaryota; Viridiplantae; Streptophyta; Magnoliopsida; Fabales; Fabaceae
Product: TMV resistance protein N-like
Exons: 5
Coding region: 10-3171 (1053 amino acids)
Biological process (GO): signal transduction; defense response
Molecular function (GO): protein binding; ADP binding
Source: RefSeq, a predicted model, not a curated record